GUUUGACAGCUCGUGUUCCAUGCUUCUAGCAAAGAGUACCCACUCUUUGCUUCUAGUACAACCAGUUGGGUUCCGUGCUUCGAAGAUAUGAUAUUGAUUUUGUCACUCGUUCUAGUAUUCGUUUUUGGGUACUUUUGUGUUUUAUCAUUAUCCCAUUACGUUAACUACCGCAAAUAUUUACAUAAAUAUCCCGGUCCACGAUGUUACCCAAUUAUUGGAAAUACGUUUCAUUUCGCAAGAGGAACAGGUUUAAUACCAUCUUUAAUGAAGUGCAAGAAGAAGUAUGGUGAUAUUGUACACUGCAUGCUUCCAUUUUCCCAAAGACUAUUUCUAACUGGCGCAAAACCCGUUGAAACAUUACUAAGUUCCACAACCUUACUAGAAAAACCCCUCAUUUACAAAUUCUUUCAUCCUUGGUUGGGAUUGGGAUUGUUAACUGGAUCUGGCGCACGAUGGAAGCACAUUAGAAAACUCCUAACGCCAGCGUUUCAUUUUAAAAUUUUAAAGCAAUUUAUCGACAUUUUUGAUAAACAAGGUAACAUAUUGAUCAAUAUUCUGGAAAAAUGUGACGGAAAGGAAGUUGAUGUAUUCCCAUACAUUGCCUUGUGCUCUUUGGAUAUCAUAUGCGAGGCGACCAUGAACACGUCAGUGGAUGCCCAAUUCGCUCCCAAUUCAGAGUACGUUUCAAGCGUGCAUGAGAUGUGCGCCAUUGUAUUUAGAAGGUACCAUUCCCCGCUAAAGGCGUGGGAUGCUCUUUAUAAACUUUCUAAAGAUUACCAAAAACAAAAGAAGGCACUUACUAUCUUGCACGGUUAUAGUAACGCAGUUAUUAAGAGGAGGAAGAAGGAAUUGGAAGAUGCCAAAUUGCAUAUCUCGAAUAAAGAAGAUGAAAUGGGUAACAAACAUCGAUUAGUAUUUUUGGAUUUGUUGUUGCUUAGCGAAGUUGAUGGAAAACCUCUACCACAUAACGUCAUUAGAGAGGAAGUCGACACCUUCAUGUUUGAAGGACAUGAUACGACAACAUCUGGCAUUAGCUUUACUUUGUACUGUCUUUCCAAGAAUCCCGAAGUUCAAGACAAAGUGUUUACAGAGCUGAAAGUCAUCGAUCCACAGGGUCGUAAAGCAUGGGCGUAUGACGAUUUACAACAAAUGAAGUAUUUGGAACAAGUAAUUAAAGAAUCGCUGAGACUGUACCCUCCGGUCCCCUUAUUUGCACGAACACCUACGGAAAAUGUCGAUUUUGGAGGCACUCUGGUACCCAAAGGUAUAUCCUUGACGGUCUUUACAUACGGCUUACAUCGAUGCCCAAAAUUAUACCCAAAUCCAGAUGUAUUCGACCCAGAACGAUUUACUCCAGAAAACUCACGAGCGCGAUCCAUUUAUGGGUAUGUACCUUUUAGUACAGGUUCAAGAAAUUGUAUAGGUCAACGAUUUGCAAUGUUGGAAAUAAAGUCGAUAGUGGCAUACUUAAUACGAGAGUUUAAAUUGUUGGAAGUAGUUGGGCAUGAACCUGAGCUAACAGUAGAUGCGAUUUUGAGGCCACAAAAUGGGCUGCCUAUUCGAUUUGUAAAGAGAAAUAAUAAUAUUAAAAUGUAAUUCUAUCACAGAAUACAUAUAUGUGUACCUAUACAGAAACACAUUUAGAUAUACAGUGUGUCCCAGAUCGCGUGGGAUUGCAUGGGUAACUUUCUUAUUAUGUGCAGUUUUAGAUGCUUAUUUAAAAGUUCCUUGUGGAUAAUGUGGAUAUGAUAUGAUAUGGAUUCCACGUUUUCGAAAACUCCCGAGUAAUGAUUUCUAAGCGAUUUCUCAACCUUUUUUAUAUAUGUUUAUAAUUUUGCAAAUAAUGUAAUAAUAAAUCAUUUUUUGCACCC
Photinus pyralis (common eastern firefly) is the source of this 1871-nucleotide messenger RNA. Its product is annotated as cytochrome P450 4C1-like. The record is from RefSeq and is a predicted model, not a curated record. NCBI's taxonomy places the organism in Eukaryota, Metazoa, Arthropoda, Insecta, Coleoptera, Lampyridae. Gene Ontology annotation, molecular function: oxidoreductase activity, acting on paired donors, with incorporation or reduction of molecular oxygen; heme binding; iron ion binding. The coding region runs from base 88 to 1596 and encodes 502 amino acids. The transcript is spliced from 8 exons.